Messenger RNA from Amoebophrya sp. A120, 183 nucleotides. Lineage: Eukaryota; Dinophyceae; Syndiniales; Amoebophryaceae. The record is from the annotation of a GenBank genome assembly.
GUAGCUUUUGUACUUAUUUGCAUCGUGAUCAAGCCAACAACAGGAACAGCGUGCUCGGUACGUGCAUUCUCAUGAAGAUUUUGAUUCGGCAAACAAAAGACUAUCGGUCAUCGUACGGCGCUCCUUCUACCGCUCUUUCGUUCACCAUAUGUACACGUACACUUCCUAAGUACAUCGUUUCCG